ACUUCUCUUUCUUUCUUUCUUUCUUUUUUUUUUUUUUCUCUUUUCUGCUCAAUUAUCAAUUCUCUUCGUUUCUUUUUACUAGAAUACCAUUGUUAAAUCUUAUAGGCUGCUAGAAUUUAUUUUCCCUGGCUGCUGCAACAUAGUAUUCAAUUUCAGCGCCUUUCAAUCUUACACACGAGUCCCAUUUUCAUUUUCUUGGCAAGGAGAUAUUAGCAAACUUCUGUUCAGAUACUCCAUGGUUUCAUCAUAAGAAUUAAAAUCCAUCCCAGAAUUGAUUAUAAGAAUCAUAAGUGGUAAUGAAGGCAGCAAUGGUGCCAAUGGGGAGAUUUUGAUAUUAAUUGUCCUUCAUAAGAAAAAAUGAUGGAGUCGUUUGAGAAACAAAAUACGUUCCGGGACUUGAUGUUUUAUUAUUUUUUUUUGGAGCCUACUUCUAACACAAGUCCAAAGAUUGACUUUCUCUGCUGGAAGUCAAUUUCCUCGGUACCCAUUUCAGUUAUAAUUACCAGCUUCUGAAGUCGAUGUUGAAGAGAGUGACUUGUGUAUUUUCUAAAGAUGAUUAAACAGUCAUUUUUUUAUUUGUGUAUCUUCUAGAGGUGAUUAAACCGUCAUUUUUUCCUGGUUUUUAUUAAACAUAAAAAUGAUAUAUUGUACGUCUCCCGUGCAAUGAUCUUUUUUUUUUUGGGUAUUCAAUCAGUUUGAUGCUGUGAAAUGGAUCUUCACUUCAUUACGUUCUUCGAAGAGUUCAAGCUUCUUUUCCUUCUCGUCUCAAUACUGCCUUGUCUUCAAACGUGUUCUGCGGAAUCAAGUACAGAAAAAGAUUUGACAUUUGCUAUGAUAAAACCAGAUGGAGUGUCUGGAAAUUACACUACUGCUAUCAAGAAAAUCAUUUCAGAGUUUGGUUUUGGCAUCACCAAUGAAACUACGGUUCAGCUCGAUGAGGAGACUGUGAAGGAUUUUUAUGCUGAGCACUCCUCGAGAAGCUUCUUUCCAGGCCUUGUCCGGUACAUGACCAGUGGUCCGGUGUUGAUGAUGGUUUUGGAGAAGGCAAAUGCUGUUGCUGAUUGGCGUGCUUUAAUUGGACCAACAGAUGCCCAGACAGCUAAGGUUACACACCCUCACAGCAUCAGAGCCAUGUGUGGCCUGGAUUUACAGAGGAAUUGUGUUCAUGGGUCAGAUUCACCUCAAUCUGCAGUGAGAGAAAUAGCCUUUUUCUUUGAAAAGUCAUCAUCAGGGUUUCUUCCGAAGCAUGAUGAAUUGUAAUGAUCUAAACACUUGGAGUGCAAUAAUUAUUAAGUCAUCAACAGCGUCUUCUGCCAGGCUUAGUGCCCAUCAUUUAACUGGUGAGAGACACGUUUUCUUUUGGGCAAUAGGAGCAUAAAAAUCUGCUUGGGAAUCGAAAACUAAGUCCUUGUGAUCUUGUAAAGCUUGCUUUAUCAGCAUGAAUUGUAUGAAUUCUUUUUUUUUUUUUCUCAUAGUGGAAAGCUUUUGACAAUGAAGGUGCUCAUUCACUGUAGUUUGAGUGGGAAAUUUGUGAAUCCAAAACCAAAUUCGUAUGACGUAGAAAAUAUCUAUAGUAAAUGAUUACAGAAUUAAGAGAAAAGAGAAUCACUUGUAUUGCAAGUGAUUGUGUUUCAGCUGAUUAUAA
Messenger RNA from Coffea arabica (coffee), 1645 nucleotides. The record is from RefSeq and is a predicted model, not a curated record. NCBI's taxonomy places the organism in Eukaryota, Viridiplantae, Streptophyta, Magnoliopsida, Gentianales, Rubiaceae.